AUGUGCGAAGCCCUGAAGACGCAGUACCAGGUAAACGAGGAGAUCGGUCGUGGUCGUUUCGGCACCAUCUUCCGCUGUUACCACCCUCUCUCCAACGAACCCUACGCCUGCAAGGUUAUCGACAAGUCUCUCCUCGCUGAUUCCACCGACCGAGAGUGCCUCCAAAACGAACCCAAAUUCAUGACCCUCCUCUCUCCCCACCCCAACAUCCUCCAAAUCUUCGAUGUCUUCGAGGACGACGAUUAUCUCUCCAUCGUCAUGGACCUCUGCCAGCCCCACACGCUCUUCGAUCGCAUCGUUAACGGCCCAAUCCCCGAGGCUCAGGCGGCCGCCCUCAUCAAGAACCUUCUGGAAGGCGUGGCCCACUGCCACCGCCUCGGCGUGGCCCACCGCGACAUCAAGCCCGACAAUGUUCUGUUCGACUCGGCGGAUAAUCUGAAGCUGGCGGACUUCGGGUCGGCGGCGUGGUUUGGCGACGGAAGGAGCAUGAGUGGCGUGGUGGGGACGCCGUACUACGUGGCGCCGGAGGUUGUGAUGGGAAGGGAGUAUGAUGAGAAAGUUGAUGUGUGGAGCUGUGGUGUUAUUUUGUAUAUAAUGUUGGCAGGGAUUCCUCCUUUUUAUGGAGACUCUGCUGCUGAGAUCUUUGAGGCUGUGGUUAGGGCUAACCUUAGGUUCCCUUCUAGAAUCUUCCGUACUGUCUCCCCCGCCGCCAAGGAUCUCCUCAGAAAGAUGAUCUCCCGAGACCCUUCUAGAAGGUUCUCUGCAGAUCAAGCCUUGAGACACCCUUGGAUCUUGAAUGCGGGUGACACAUCUGAUAUGACUUGA
Molecule: messenger RNA, 825 nt
Organism: Sphenostylis stenocarpa
Lineage: Eukaryota; Viridiplantae; Streptophyta; Magnoliopsida; Fabales; Fabaceae
Source: the annotation of a GenBank genome assembly